This is a messenger RNA of Coffea arabica (coffee), 1434 nucleotides long. Lineage: Eukaryota; Viridiplantae; Streptophyta; Magnoliopsida; Gentianales; Rubiaceae. The record is from RefSeq and is a predicted model, not a curated record.
AUGAAGGAUCUCCCGACAUUGGAGGAGCUUCACUCGAUGGUUUUUUCAUUGGAUGUUGACAGUGCACCAAGUCCGGAUGGAUUUGGAGCAGGCUUUUAUCAAAGCUGCUUGAGCAUUAUAAAAGAUGAUCUGAUGGAGGCGGUUCAAGAUUUCUUUAAAGGCAUGCAGCAAUUGAGCCCCUCCUGGUUGUCAUUCCUAAAAUGGAGGGUGCCUCUUAAUGGCAGGACUUUCGACCGAUUAGCCUGUGCAAUACAGUUUGGGUUUGAUGAACAGGUGGUUGGUUUGUUGUUUCGAACGUUCUCCAAUUCUUGGUUCUCGAUCCUAAUCAAUGGAGAACCUUCAGGCUUCUUCAAGUCUACUCAAGGGGUGAGAGAAGGCGAUCCCUUUUCCCCGGCUUUGUUUCUGUUUGUAGCCGAGCUUCUUGGGAGGGGUUUACAGCAACUUUGUGCAACUACGAGUGGUCGAUAUUAUGUGUCUGUUGGUUCGCGAGUCCCGUACCUCGCAUUUGCGGAUGACACGAUUAUCUUCACUAGGUGCUCAGUUGGCGCUUUGACAUCAAUCAGGGACUUUUUGCAGCUCUAUCAAUCCUGCCCUGGUCAAAAGGUCCUUUCCCUUCCAGGAGCUGUAGUUGCAUCGCUGGGUAAAAUCUGGAAUGCUCUGCUCUGGGAUAACUCCAUUGAGUUCAAGAGGAUUCAUUGGGCUGCUUGGGAGAAUUGGUAUUUGAGGGAGAACAAGACCAUUUGGGUGACAUUUGUGCAUAUUAAAUAUAUCAAAGGUAACCAUACUCGUCUGGUGGCAGUAGACCGCCCAUCUGCCGUAUGGUGCCGCUUGGUAAAAGUUAAGGAUCUGGCUGAGGGGGAUAUUCGGUGGUCCCUGGGAGAGGGCCUCAUCGAUUUUUGGCAUGAUAGGUGGUGCACGGAUGUCCCCCUGGCUACUUUGGUUCCGGGCUUAGCCCACCCCGAUAUGUUGGUAGGGGAGCUAUAUAGAACUAGUGAAUGGGAUAAGCACCGUCUUUGGCAGAUUCUCCCUGGCCACAUUGUGACGCAGAUCUUAAAGCUCCAGAUCUUCCCUUGUCUCAAGGAUAAGAUGGUUUGGGGUGCAUCUUCUUCGGGUGAUUUCUCGGUGGCGUCAGCGUGGGAGCAUGUGUGUUGUAAAAGGAAUCUGUCCACGGUUCACUCAUUGGUUAGGAGCUCAGUGGUUCCGCUCAAGGUUGCCUUUUUCACAUGGCGUUUGUUACACAGAUGGGUGCCUUUGGAUCAUGAUCUCCAGCAGAAGAGGGUUGUGCGAGCUUCCCGGUGUGGUUGCUAUGGGAAUGAAGUGGAAAUGAGGAGCCAUCUAUUUGUAAUGGUGUCGGUGGCAUCAAAGAACCAUAUUCGUGUUAUUAUUCCUCUUUUAGUCCUGCGGUUUAUGUGGAGGGCUAGAAAUCAGGCUUGA